Molecule: messenger RNA, 3752 nt
Organism: Megalops cyprinoides (Indo-Pacific tarpon)
Lineage: Eukaryota; Metazoa; Chordata; Actinopteri; Elopiformes; Megalopidae
Product: arf-GAP with coiled-coil, ANK repeat and PH domain-containing protein 3-like
Exons: 25
Coding region: 149-2680 (843 amino acids)
Cellular component (GO): cytoplasm
Molecular function (GO): GTPase activator activity; protein binding
Source: RefSeq, a predicted model, not a curated record
CUGACCGGAGAGUGUACAGUAGUACCACUGCCUCGCUGGAUUGGGAGACUGCAGCGAGACAGAGGAAUACACAUUGACACUGUUUCACCCUAUCAGUCCCGGGAAAUGAAAUAUUCAUAUUAAAAGUGAGGGAGGACUAAGACCUAAAAUGACGGUGGAUUUUGAAGAAUGUAUCAAGGAUUCACCCAGAUUCAGGGCGAACAUUGAUGAAGUGGAGACGGACGUAGUGGAAAUUGAAGCUAAGCUAGACAAGCUGGUGAAGCUAUGCAGCGGGAUGAUAGAGGCGGGGAAGGCGUACAUCAGCGCCAACAAGCUGUUCGUCAACGGGAUCCGGGACCUGUCCCAGCAGUGCAAGAAGGACGAGAUGAUAUCGGAGUGUCUGGAAAAGUGUGGAGACAGUCUGCAGGAGAUAGUGAACUACCACAUGAUCCUGUUUGACCAAGCCCAGAGAUCCGUGAAACAGCAGCUGCACAACUUUGUAAAGGAGGAUGUGCGCAAGUUCAAGGACACCAAGAAGCACUUUGACAAGGUUCGGGAGGACAUGGAGAUUGCCCAGGUGAAGAAUGCCCAGGCGCCCCGAAACAAGCCCCAUGAGGUGGAGGAGGCCACCGGCACACUCAACAUCACCCGCAAGUGCUUCCGCCACCUCGCCCUGGACUAUGUGCUGCAGAUCAACGUUCUCCAGGCAAAGAAGAAAUUUGAAAUCUUAGACGCGAUGCUGUCCUUCAUGCAUGCCCAAUACACACUGUUCCAGCAGGGCUACAACCUCCUGGAGGAGAUCGACCCCUACAUGAAGAAGCUGGCGGCGGAGCUGGAUCAGCUGGUGAUCGACUCAGCCAUGGAGAAGAGAGACAUGGAACACAAGCAUGCCACCAUUCAGCAGCGGACCCUCUUGCAGGAUUUCUCCUACGACGACACCAAAGUGGAGUUCAACGUCGACGCCCCCAACGGCGUGGUGAUGGAGGGGUACCUGUUCAAGAGAGCCAGCAACGCCUUCAAGACGUGGAACAGGCGGUGGUUCUCCAUACAGAACAGCCAGCUGGUGUAUCAGAAGAAGCUAAAGGACUCGCUGACGGUGGUGGUGGAGGACCUGCGGCUGUGCUCGGUCAAGCCCUGCGAGGACAUCGAGAGGAGGUUCUGCUUCGAGGUGGUCUCCCCCACUAAGAGCUGCAUGCUACAGGCAGAGUCAGAGAAACUGCGACAGGCCUGGAUCCACGCUGUGCAGGCCAGCAUCGCCUCCGCCUACAGAGAGAGCCCCGACAACUACAGCAUCGAGCGUCUGGACCGGACGGCCUCCCCGUCCACCAGCAGCAUCGACUCGGCCAGCGAGCCGCGGGAGCGCAGCGUGCGGGGGGACAGCAUCCUGCAGCGCGUGCAGAGUAUCCCGGGCAACGAGCAGUGCUGCGACUGCGGCCAGGCCGACCCGCGCUGGGCCAGCAUCAACCUGGGCAUCCUGCUCUGCAUCGAGUGCUCCGGCAUACACAGGAGUUUGGGUGUGCACUGUUCCAAGGUCCGCUCUCUCACACUGGACUCCUGGGAACCAGAGUUACUGAAGCUUAUGUGUGAGCUGGGAAACAGCGUCAUCAACCACAUCUACGAGGGAACAUGUGAGGAGCUCGGCCUGAAGAAGCCCGGGCCCUCCAGCUCAAGGCAGGAGAAGGAGGCCUGGAUAAAGGCGAAGUAUGUAGAGAAGCGCUUCCUGAAGAAGAUGGCGGGUGGUGAGGCGCUGGUGAACGGUGAGCGGAAGUCACGGCGCUGGAGUGUGAAGAAGUGCCAGAGGCACAACAGCUCCACCAGGGCACCCAAGACCCGGCGGAAAUACCGCCAAGACCCCGGGAGUGCGUCACCCGGCAAUCUCUCCUCAGCUGCCACUGCACUGGAGAGAAAGUUCCGCAGGGACUCUCUGUUCUGCCCCGAUGAGCUGGACACCCUCUUCUCCUACUUCGACACAGGCUCCGGUCCCCGCAGCCCUGCAGGUCUGAGCAGUGACAGUGGCCUGGGUGGCAGCACUGACGGCAGCACAGACAUCCUGGUGUUUGGGUCAGUCGUGGACAGUGUCACAGAGGAAGAGUGCGAGGUUUCGGAGGAGUCCAGUGGGGAGGCGGAGCUGGAGCCUGAGACGUCGGACCCGGAGGACCCGCGGGACCUGCACCCGGGGGUGCUGCUGUACAAGGCGUCGAGGGCGCGCAACCUGCCCGUCAUGGCCGAGGCGCUGGCGCACGGGGCCGACGUCAACGCGGUCAACGAGGAGGACGAGAGCAAGAGCCCGCUCAUUCAGGCCGUGAUCGGGGGUUCUCUGAUAGCCUGCGAGUUCCUGCUACAGAACGGUGCCGAUGUCAACCAAAGAGACACGAAGGGAAGGGGACCGCUCCACCAUGCCACAUAUCUGGGACACACAGGGCAGGUGUGUUUGUUCUUAAAGCGAGGCGCCACGCAGAACGAUGGGGACGAGGACGGGCAGGACCCCCUGAGCAUCGCCGUGCAGGCCGCCAACGCAGACAUCGUCACCUUGUUGCGGCUGGCCCGGAUGAACGAGGAGAUGCGAGAGUCCGAGGGCCCGUUUGGACAGCCAGGCGACACCACGUACCUGGACAUCUUUCGUGAGUUUUCUCACAUGGCGUCUCACGACCCUGAAAAGCUGAAGCGCAGGAGCGUGCAUUUCCGCCACUCUUUCAGGUAGCCUCGCGCGGACAGAAAGCCUGUCUCUGUUCCUGAAGACCGCCUCCCUCAUUGUCAUAGCGGACGCUCCCAAGAGGUCCCAGUCCGCCCGUCCACACCCGGCCAGUAUCGGGCUACGUGCCUGAGACUGCGGGAGUUUGUUGUCCCUGUCUGCACAGUUAUGAUUUGGAUUGUUUUUAUGGUCUCUGAAAUCAGUCUUUGAGAUGAAAUGUCACUUAAACAUCUCACAUGUCUACAGAAUACUCUGAACCAGUCAGCUUCAGAUUGUCAUAAUGAUAAAUUCCUGAACGUGAAUUCUUUUUGAACAAAAUACUAAAUAAGGAGUGAUAUAAACCCCUUAGUGAAUGGUCAUCUUUUCUAAUCACACACAAUGGUUAUAAUCAUUUAUAGGAAGCAUAGGGUCACUGCAUGAACAUAUGACAGGAUGGGGGAUAUGUGACUUGCAGUUGUUGCUAUUGUAUAGAAGUGUUUGUUGCAUUUGUAUAUCAAAUCAUUUUAAUGUCCAUCUUUAAGAUUUCAAUUCAAGCUUUAUGGGGAUUGGCGGGCCUCUUCCUCCAUAUCUUGCAUCCUGUUUUUUUGCUGUACUUUUUCAUUCUCUGGGCUUCCGUCCUCGGAAAGUUAAUCCUCCACAGCCAGCAAUUAAUGUCCUCUCAAUGCUGAAGAAGCACUGAAAAAACAUCAUGUGUCCUCUGGUUUCAUGUCCCCUGGGAGUUAGAGUUUGCGAGGCCAAAUGUGAGCCAGUGUGCCAAUUCUGUUGAGGUCUCUAUUCCAGUGCAAGUUUUCUCAUUGUCUCACAGGAAUCUGCCACUGUAUUUCAUUCUGAAUGGUCGGUGUAUGCUCAGCAAGACAGUUAUGAAGAGAUCCUGAGUGACUCAGAUGGUAAAGGUGCUUGUUUCAAGCCCAGGCUGAAACAUAUGGUCUGGUUUCAAAACCAGAUGUGUCAAUUGGCAGAAAAUAUUGCAUGCAUCCUGCCAUGACAAAUGAAUUUUCAUUCAUUUGGGAUGAGCACAUGGAGUCCCAUGAAUUACUCAAAUGAUAUCAAGAGGAUGUGCCUGUCCUCUGGUGGCAUUUUC